Molecule: messenger RNA, 2417 nt
Organism: Anguilla anguilla (European eel)
Lineage: Eukaryota; Metazoa; Chordata; Actinopteri; Anguilliformes; Anguillidae
Gene: slc47a2.1
Product: solute carrier family 47 member 2, tandem duplicate 1
Exons: 17
Coding region: 193-2037 (614 amino acids)
Biological process (GO): xenobiotic detoxification by transmembrane export across the plasma membrane
Cellular component (GO): membrane
Molecular function (GO): xenobiotic transmembrane transporter activity; antiporter activity
Source: RefSeq, a predicted model, not a curated record
CAAAUUCUUACACUACGGCACUACCUCAAGACUUGCAGCCUAAGCCACACUGAGGUCAAAGUAGUGUUUCAGUUGGCUGACCAUCGAGUUAAAGGCAGCUGUCAACUUUGUUGAUGUGUUCCUCCCACCUCCUCAUAGGCUGUUGCACCUCAGUCGUCUUGAUAGGCGAGUCCACUAAGCUAUAAGUAGACAAUGACGAGGGCGAGCUCAGUCGGACAGUGGACCCUAAAUACUGACAUACAUCAAAAACAGUCUUUUAAAAUGGACGACAUCAAGACUAAAACAAUCGAGGCAAAUGGCGAUAAAAUUUCGGUCACGAAUUCUACGUCAGGUUCAAAGCCUGUUUGUGGUGGAUGUCUUAGGCUCUUACACAGCUGGGUACCCAUCGACUACAAAGAAGAAAUCGUGCAACUUUCAACAUUAGCAGGACCUGUGAUCGUCGCACAGCUUAUGAUCUUUAUGAUCAGCUUCAUCAGUACGGUCUUCUGCGGACAUUUGGGGAAGAUUGAACUGGCAGCAGUGUCUCUGGCUAUAGCUGUGAUAAAUGUUACGGGGAUUUCUAUUGGAUCUGGACUAGCGUCUGCUUGUGACACGCUGAUAUCUCAGACAUUUGGGAGCAGUAACCUGAAGGGAGUUGGGGUCAUUCUGCAGAGGGGGAUUCUCAUUCUGCUGUUGGCAUGUUUUCCAUGCUGGGCUGUCCUCAUAAAUACUGAGUGCAUCCUUCUGGCUGUGAAGCAGAAUCCAGAGGUGGCCAGGCUCUCACAGCUGUAUGUGGAGAUAUUUAUGCCUGCACUUCCAGCUGCAUUCAUGUAUCAGCUGCAGGCACGAUAUCUGCAGAAUCAGGGUAUAAUUUGGCCCCAGGUCAUCUCAGGAUUAGCAGGCAAUGUUGUGAAUGCAGUGGCCCACUACAUAUUUCUGUAUGUGCUGGAGCUGGGAGUGGCCGGAUCAGCGGCUUCCAACACAAUCUCCCAGUUCUCAUUGGCUGUGUUCCUGUUUGUCUACAUUCACUGGAAGGGCCUUCACAAGACCACCUGGGAAGGUUGGUCUAAUCAAUGUCUGCAAGAAUGGGACACCUUCAUCCAUCUGGCCGUUCCUAGCAUGUUUAUGCUCUGUCUGGAAUGGUGGACCUACGAGAUUGGAGGAUUCCUGGCAGGACUGAUCAGUGAAGUAGAGCUGGGAGCACAGGCUAUAGCAUAUCAGAUAGGCGUCAUUGCAUACAUGUUCCCUCUAGGGUUUUCUGUAGCUGCCAGUGUACGCGUGGGCAACGCUCUAGGUGCUGGGAAGACUGCUCAGGCCAAGCUGUCCAGUAAGGUCGCUCUACUCUGUGCUGUUGUGGUCUCAUUUUUUGUGGCUUUAAUCAUGGGGAAUCUGAAGGAUGUAAUCGGAUAUAUUUUCACAAAUGAGACAGAGAUUGUGGUCAGGGUAAAGGAUGUCAUGUUGAUAUAUGCCUGCUUCCACCUCUUUGACUGCGUAGCGGGUGUAACGGGAGGCGUUGUGAGGGGGGCCGGGAAGCAGGCCAUUGGGGCCCUUUGUAACCUGGUGGGAUACUACUUCAUAGGCCUUCCCAUCGGAGCAUCCUUGAUGUUUGCUGCAAAUUUGGGGAUCAUAGGGCUGUGGACGGGUUUCAUGUUGUGUGUGAUCAUGCAGUGUGUGUUCUUCAUCACAUUCCUGGUGAAACUCAAUUGGAAGAAGGCCACUGAAGAAGCGCAGGUUCGUGCUGGGGUGCAGCCCCCUCCCUGUGCACAGGAGGGUGCAGAGCAGGGCCAUCCACUGGAUAAACUGGACUCCUCCCUGGCCCUAACUGUGGAGGCCCAGGAGACUGAGGGGCUCCCUGGGGAGAGCUGUAAGGACCUGGAGAAGCGGAGUGUGGGGCUGGGGGAGGGUGAGGGCGGGGCUCAGCAGGCUCGCGCCACAGUGGCCGUGGUGCUGUCUUUCAGGCAGCUGCUCCUGCGACGGACGCUGGCCACGUUUGGAAUGCUGCUCCUCUUGGCAGCGGGAAUCGUUUGCAGCAUCCUGCUCCCCCGUCUCCUCAAGUAAGGAGUCGAAGCCGGGCCGGGCCUUGUUCCUCCAAGACUUGCAUCCGAGAACGCGACUACGAAACUGACAGCUUGAAGGAUCCAAAGGGUUAACUUAUCAAAACAUUCUUGAAUUCUGACAGAAGAUCACUGGGUUGUCUUCAUUCACAAAGUUGGGGAUGGGAAAAGUCUGAAAGGUGGUGAUCAAGUUGAACUUGCCAUCUGCAGGCAACUCAGUGUCCUAUUACCUUUUUAAAAAGUGUUUUUUAAAUGCUGUUUUUAUUGAUUUUUUUAAAUUUUUUUCCAUUUGUUCUUACAUUGAAGAAUGCAUUUGCCAUUAAUGACUGGCAUGUAGAAAAUUCUGUGAGACUGUAAUGGCUUAUUAAAAUGAAAGCCAGAAAA